Molecule: messenger RNA, 1113 nt
Organism: Trichoderma citrinoviride
Lineage: Eukaryota; Fungi; Ascomycota; Sordariomycetes; Hypocreales; Hypocreaceae
Product: N-terminal fungal transcription regulatory domain-containing protein
Exons: 3
Coding region: 1-1113 (370 amino acids)
Biological process (GO): regulation of DNA-templated transcription
Molecular function (GO): DNA-binding transcription factor activity, RNA polymerase II-specific; zinc ion binding
Source: RefSeq, a predicted model, not a curated record
AUGGUCGCACAUAGCCUACCCUCUCCUCCCUCAGAGGACAGCAAAUCUUCAAACUCUCCGCCCGCCAGCACGAUGAACCGGAAAAGCACUGGCUCAAAUACAAAGCCGGUCAAGGGCACGAAUCGAGCGUCCAAGCGUGCCGGGUCGGGUGCCGCCGCCGUCCACCACCAUGAGCAGGUCACGCACGGCAUGGAUGGGAGGCAUAAGCGGGUCUGGAAGGCCUGUGAGAGGUGUCGAAUGAAGAAGACAAAGUGCGACGGUGAGUUCCCGUGUAAGAGGUGCAAGGACGACGGCCUCGUCUGCACAGCCGGUGUUCGCAAGAAGAUGGAAUACAAGCAGUUGCCUCGAGGAUACGCCGAAGUCCUCGAAAACACCCAGUUCGCGCUCAUCGCUACCGUCCACAAGCUCUACCAGAUGGUCCGGACGAACCAGUCGUGGGACCUGGGCGAGCCCGAGCUCAACGACCGCGGCCAGCCCGUGAUCCACAACAUCGCGCAGAAGCUGGGCUGCAUCCGCCCCAACAGCGACAUCGACCUGCCCGUGCACUCCAUCUUCCCCGAGAACACGCAGGACCUGGAGGAGCUGGCGCGCCAGCUCAACGAGCACCACGCCGACGCGCAGCACAAGGACCGCGACGCGGACAUGGACGGCGACUCGCCCUCGGCCUACCACCGGCGCACCGACCGCGCCUCGUCCUCGGACCUGGACCACUCCGACAUUGAGCCCGUCGACUACCGACGCGCCGCCUUUGGCAGCCACAACAACACCGGCAGCCAGACGCUCACCAUGUCGCCGCAGAGCUACGCCGGCAGCAGCACCGAGUUCGAGUUCAGCCAGUCUGCGCCGUCGGACCUCGACGCCUCGGCCGCCCUCUUCAACACGGCCAACUCGCCCCAGCUGCCCAUGUUCCCCGACUGGGCGCUCAAGACGGCGGCGUCGGGCGACGUCGCGGCGAUGCAGUACUUCCAGCAGGCUAUGCACAUGGGCCAGCCCAUGAUGGACGGCUACGAGACGAUUAAGCCUCAGGCUCUGUCGAACCCUGGCGGCGUCAUGAUGGGCAUGAACGAUCCGUUGCUGUAUAGCACCUACGAUGUCGACCUGGUCCCGAUAUAA